Lingula anatina is the source of this 8938-nucleotide messenger RNA. RefSeq names its product basement membrane-specific heparan sulfate proteoglycan core protein. Gene Ontology annotation, biological process: dendrite self-avoidance; axon guidance; homophilic cell-cell adhesion. Gene Ontology annotation, cellular component: plasma membrane; axon. The record is from RefSeq and is a predicted model, not a curated record. Gene Ontology annotation, molecular function: cell-cell adhesion mediator activity; calcium ion binding. Lineage: Eukaryota; Metazoa; Brachiopoda; Lingulata; Lingulida; Lingulidae.
AUGCUUCCACAGUUGCUGGACAUCUCCAUGGACAUAGCAGAGGACCGUAAUACUGGCCAGGACAGAGCUCUAGCUGUGGAGAUGUGCACCUGUCCUAGAGGGUACAAGGGCUUGUCUUGUGAGGACUGUGCCCAGGGCUAUACUAGAACCAGAGGUGGUCUGUACCUUGGUCUGUGUGAACCAUGUCAAUGUAAUGGACAUUCCAAUGAUUGUGACCCAGAGAAUGGAGUUUGCAGGAUACGACCCCAGUUUUCCAGUGAUGGCAGCCAUAACUUCAUGCUGACCAACAGUAGACUGUCACGCCAAAUCACAGACGGCUUUGUGGUCAGCGGACAGGAAAUCACAUUCAACCAAUUUAAUGAUGUGCAAAGAGAGCGAGAAAGUCUGUUCUUCCAUCUUCCUCCUCGGUUCAGAGGAGAUCAGACUCUUUCCUAUGGCAACAAACUGAAGUUUUUCCUGUCAUACAGUGUGGCCCAGGAUGCAGGCAGAUCCAUUAAUGAUGUGGACUUGGAGCUGAUUAGUGGAGAAAUGCGUCUGUACCAUCUAUUCCGUCCAGGUACCAGACCUGAGGAGAGCAGAAGGUUUGAAAUACCUAUGACAGAAUCCAGCUUCAACAGGCGAGACCGCCAGCCCAUCACCAGGAAAGACUUCAUGGCCGUUCUCGCCAAAUUGGACGCCAUCUUGAUCCGUGCUACGUACCACACCCUCAUGGGUCUUGCGACGUUGAGAGAUUUGAGCCUGGACACUGCAGUCCCACAGAACAAUGGUCAGCAACAGGUGCCCAUGGUGGAGGAUUGCUCCUGUCCACAGGGCUACUCUGGCCUCUCUUGUCAGCUGUGUGCCCCUGGCUAUACCAGAAUUGCAGAUCCUAGCUACCCGCUUGGAAGGUGUACGAGAUGUGAAUGUCAUGGGCAUGCCUCUGCCUGCAACGAGGAGACUGGAAUAUGUCUGAACUGCCAACACAAUACGGAGGGUGCGCGCUGUGACCGUUGUAUUGAUGGUUACUAUGGCGAUGCUACCAUAGGAACACCCAAUGACUGUCGACCAUGUCCUUGUCCUCUGACCAUUCCAUCCAACCAGUUCUCCAGGACCUGUCACUUGGACCCUGAUGGUCAAGUCACAUGUGACCAGUGUCCUGUAGGAUAUGUAGGCAGGAACUGUGAAAGAUGUGCUAAUGGAUAUCAGGGCAAUCCACGCCAGGCAGGGAGUAGAUGUACUCCAGUUAUUGUUGUCCCUGAUGUUCAGGUUGUCCCAAAGAGUAUUACGGAGUAUGUGGGCAGCACGGUGCGAUUCGACUGCUCAGCGCGGGGACCAGGAGUUUUCACGGUGCGCUGGACUCGUUCAGGAGGUCUUGCUCUACCCCAAAGAGCCAACGUAGCCAAUGAUAACUCACUGACCAUCCGCGAUGUCCAGCAACCUGACCAGGGAGAGUAUAUUUGUACUGUGUCCACAGUGGACGGAGGGAGUAAGAGUGACACAGCUAGACUGCAAGUCAGAGUCAGAACAGAUAUCAUUGUGGUCCGUGUUGAAGAACCCAAGCAGCAGACAGCGUUGAUUGGAGCAACUAUUCGUUUCAUUUGUUCUGGUAUUAGCCAGAGCACCUACACAAUUGCUUGGACAAAACAGGGUGGUCGUCUGCCAGUUCAGGCCACAGACGAGAAUGGAAUCCUUACCAUCCGCAAUGUCCAGCCUGUGGACUCUGGAGUGUAUAUCUGUACGGGAUCCAAUCUCUUCAGUGUCGAUACGGACGAGGCCAGACUGACAGUGACUGGUGAACAGCCGAAUGUGAGGAUAGAGCCCCGCUAUGCCACUGUAUAUGAAGGGGAAUCUGUGGAGUUCAGAUGUAUCGGAUCCGGCUCACCAACGCCUACCUUGUCCUGGUCUGGGGGACGUUUCAGCCAGGGUGUGGGCACAUUCAGAGGAGGUGUCUUUCGCAUUAACUCUGUGUCCUCUGAGGAUGAGGGUCGCUACACAUGCACAGCAAGGAAUAACGCAGGACAGAGCAGUGUGGAGACAAUACUUUAUGUCAGACAGAGACCAUUGGUGGUAAACAACACAUACGCAGUGAUCAACAACCCGAGAAUCAGGGUAACUGUAGGAGGCAGGGUGGUGCUGCAGUGUUAUAUCAGGAAUAAUGUGGCUGGAACCAUCCGUUGGACCAGAGCCCAGGGAUCUUUGCCCAUUGGUUCCACACAGUCCAAUGGUCAACUGGUCAUCCCUAAUGCCCAGCCAGAUGCAGGUGGAGAAUACAUCUGUGAAGUGGUCACUGACACUGGCAUCCGAGGCAGGAAUAUUGCUAUUGUAGAAGUCAGCGUUGUGGUCGCCCCCCAGAUCACUGUAGAAGCCAGCACAGUCAGAGGUACUGAGGGUUCCUCUGUUAUCCUGAGAUGUAAUGUGGUAGGAACACCGCAGCCUACAGUGACGUGGAGCAGGGUGGGAGGACAGCUGACCAGCAACCACAGGCGUCUAGGCAACACAUUGCAGAUAUUGAGGGCGACCCCACAGGAUGCUGGGACAUACGUAUGCACAGCUGAGAAUCGUGGGGGCACAGCUCAAGCCUCCAUCAGCGUGACAGUGGAGCGAAGUGGCAUUCCACCAAGGAUUGAGAUCUCUCCAUCAUCAGGUCAGGUGAUCAGACCAGAUGGUACUGCCCUCUUUAGGUGCCGCGCAGUGGGAGGCAACCCCCAGCCGUCUAUCAGAUGGACCAGGGCUGGUGGACUGCCAUUCACUGCCAAUACCCGGGUCACCCCUAAUGGAGACCUGCAGUUCUUCCGUAUCACUCAAGCAGAGCAGGGGACCUAUGUUUGUACAGGAUCUAACAGCGCUGGGACUGUUACAGCAAGGGUCUCUGUCACUCUCUCUGGUACAGCACCAUCCAUUGGAAACCUACCAACAGAACCUGUCAGAGUACGUGUUGGCCAACGAGUGGAGUUUGAGUGUACUGCCAGCGGUGACCCAGUGCCAAGUGUCUACUGGCAGACAGAGGAACAACGGCGGAGACCCUCUUCUGUCCAACCUUCCAUUCAGCCUAGGAACACUGCCAUUUUCAAAAUUGAGUCUGUCUCUUUCGCUGAUGCUGGCACAUAUUACUGUAUAGCUUUCAAUGCCGCAGGGAGGUCAGAAGGCAGUGUGCGACUAAUAGUCGAGGGUGGCCGGGAACCACCCAUAGUUGUACCGGGAUCUCUCCAGUCUCGUUAUGAAGUCAACGUUGGAGACAGGAUCACCAUGCGUUGUGUUGCAAGAGGUGACCCACAGCCCCGUUACCAGUGGAUCAAACGAGGUGGUUUGUUGCCACAGCAACACUCUCUUGUAAAUGGUGUGCUUGAGCUGCGUAACAUCAGGCUGGAGGAUGCUGGGAAUUAUGUCUGUAUUGCCUCUAAUCAGUGGGGUCGUGCAGAGCACACGGUGGAACUCAUUGUAGCAGGACGUCCUCAAGUGUCACUGACCACCUUUGAUCAGACAUUGCGGACAGGAGACAGGAUGAGGCUGAUUUGCCGAGCUCAGGGAACGCAACCAAUCACAAUUGAAUGGUUUAAGGAUGGUGGUAUCUUGUCGUCAUCAGCCACACAGAGAGAUGGAGUAUUGGAAAUUUUCCCCGUGACCCUGGCUGAUGCAGGACGCUACCGUUGUGUGGCAAGAAACAGGGCCGGAGAAAGUGAUGCCUAUGUCACUGUCAGAGUUAUAAGUGCCCCACAAAUCAUUCCUCCUCCCAGUAAUCGGGUCACUGUGGAUGUAGGUCAGCUUGUUGAACUGCGCUGUGACUUUAGGGGGAACCCACCACCCCGCGUCACCUGGAGUAAAGAGGGAGGAAGCCUGCCUGUGGACCACACUGUCAUGAAUGGAGUGUUGAGAAUUUACAAUCCUCGUGAGGAAGAUGCUGGGCGCUAUAUAUGUACUGCUGUCAAUGAAGCUGGACAGGGAACAUACUACUGGUUUGUUAAUAUUGCAAGGAGAAUCUCUGUGGCCUACCCAGUAUUAGAAUUGGUGAAUGAACGUUAUUCCAUUGGGGCUACUGUCCAGAUAAGGUGUCUACUGAGACCAGGCACUGAUCCUGCUGUGGUUGCAGCAACCAACCUACGCUGGGAGAGGAUAGGUGGUCAGUUACCCCCUGGGACCACCACUUAUGAUGGAGAGCUGGUCAUCACCAAUGUCCAGCCAGAAGAUGCUGGAGAGUAUGUCUGUGUGGCGUCUAAUGUGGCAGGAGUGGCCAAUGCUACGCUUACACUCAGGAUAGAAGGCAUACCAAGCAUCACGGCCCCAGCAGACCCCAAGUACAGUGUAGCACUGGGGAAGUCAGCUACCUUGACCUGUGAAGCUUUCGGUGCCCCACCUCUGGAUAUCAUGUGGGACAAGAAGGGGGCGGAGCUACCUAGGGAUCGCAAUGUAGACCGUGGCCGCCUGACCAUCAAUAAUGUGAAGACAGAAGACAGUGGUGUGUAUGUAUGCACUGUUAAAAAUCAGUAUGGAACAGCCACACAGGAAUAUCAGCUGCUUGUGCAAGAAUUGGUGCCUUACAUGACCCAGAACCCAAGGUCAUACAUGGGGUUUGAAUCUCUGCGGGAUGCUUACCUGGAGUUUGAUCUGGAAAUCUCUUUCAUACCAGAAGCCACAGAUGGUUUGCUGUUGUACAACGGCAAUGGAGUGUCAGAUUCCGUGGACUUCAUGUCAUUUGGUCUUCGUCAAGCUAAGCCAGAGUUCCGCUUUGACAUGGGAGAUGGCGUGACAGUCAUUCAGGCUGACAGACCCGUGGAACUGGACCAAUGGCACACUGUUCGUAUAGAGAGAUCGUCGAAGAGAGGUACUAUGGUGGUUGAUGGGACCCAGACCUAUACUGGGGUCUCCAGUGGGUCAUUCCAGGGACUUGAUCUCUCAGACAAGCUGUACCUAGGUGGUGUCCCAGAUUUCACACAGAUACCAGAUGGUGCAGGCUUCAAGACAGGCUUUGUGGGUGGUGUCAGUCGCCUUGUCAUCAGGAACAUUCCAGUCAGUCUGGGAGAAGAUGCAUUAGAAUUUGUGGGCAUUGACCCUUAUCCAGUUUGUCGUGACUCGCCAUGUCAAAAUGGAGGGCAGUGUCAGCCAGCAAACACGAGAGUUGGCUACAAGUGCACAUGCCCACGUGGCUUUGCAGGGAGCAACUGUGAAUUGGUGGGAGAAAGGUGUUAUCCAGGUGCCUGUGAGGGUGGACGUUGUAUCAACCUGCCAGGAGACUAUGGUUUCCGAUGUGAGUGCCCUCUGGGGAGAACUGGACAGAACUGUGAAAGAGUGAGCUUUUUUCCUGCCAAGCGGGCAGUGGCUGCAGCCAUUCAAAUCAAGCAGCCAGCCUUCAAUCAGUCUUCAUACGUUGCCUAUGAAACCCUACCUGAUGCCAUACGACAGACAAAAAUGAAGAUGACCUUUAAGCCCCGCAGCUUGGAGGAUGGCAUUCUCCUGUACAAUGGACAGAGAGAGGAUGGGGUUGGUGACUACAUAGCCCUGGCAAUCAAGGAUAGGAAGAUGCAGUUCAGUUUUGAUUCUGGGUCAGGAGCAGCAGUGAUAACUAGUGAGGAUGAGCUUCAGGCAGACCAAUGGACUACAAUUAUAGCAGAGAGAAAUCUAAAAGAUGGCUCACUUAUUGUGAAUAAUGGUGUAGCAGUCAAAGCCUCGGAACCAAAGGAAUCCGGUGGUUUCUUAUUUGGCAUAUUUGGUAACACGGAUGGAGGUACCUCCGAGGGUAACACAGAGGGCCUUAACCUCCGCCUGCCCCUGUAUCUCGGAGGUGUGGAUCCCGAUCGCAUGAUUUCCUCCAGUGUAGGAGUUAAAAGAGGGUUUGAUGGCUGUAUAAGUGAGUUUGAAAUAAAUGACCGUCCCAAGAACCUUGUGACCAAUGUCUUGGACAGUGCCAAUAUCAUGGACUGUGGCACCAAGAAUCCGUGUGAGAUCCGCCCCUGUAAAAAUGGAGGCACCUGCGUCAACCAGAAUGGAGACUAUACAUGUGUUUGUCCUGCUGACUCCACAGGUGCUGACUGUGAGCUUCAACUGAAUGCCUGCACGAGAGGCGAUUCACCAUGCCAGAAUGGGGGAGAGUGUAUACCACUCAAUGGCAUUGCCUUCACAUGCAGGUGCAAACUGGGCUUUAAAGGAACCAAUUGUGAACAGGAGGAGAAAGUUGGCGGCUCCUCCGUCCGUUUCAGUGGCAGUCAGUACGUAAUAUUCUCCAAAGAGCGCCUGCCCCAUUCGGCCACACUGGAAGAGAUGGUCCAGUUCAAAGUGAUGACCAAUGAUUACGAUGGCCUGAUUCUGUGGCAUGGACAGGAGCCGACCACCCUGGGGCAGGGCAGGGAUUAUCUGGCGGUGGGACUUAGAGAUGGACAUAUAGAACUCAGCUAUGAACUAGGCAGUGGUCCAGCUAGCAUAGUAACUUCAGAUAGAGUGAAUGAUGGAAGAAUGCAUACCAUCACAAUAAAAAGACAAGGCAGAAGUGGAGAAAUAUUAGUAGAUGACUUCUCCAUUGUGAAGGGAGAAUCACUUGGACAGUUGAAAAUGUUGAAUGCAGAAGGAGAUAUUUAUGUUGGUGGUGUUCCAGACUUCAGUUACAUGACAGGAGGGAAAUACUUCCAGGGACUCAACGGCUGUUUACGAGACUUAAAAUUCAACCAGGAAGACCCAAUAGACUUUCAGGAGGCAAUAGGUGGAACAAGUGUCAGUCCAUGUAUCUAAAUAAUCUUUAUAUAUAUAUAUACACACAUUACCUAUAUAAGCAACAGGGAUUAUUUUUAUUCUUAUACUUUUUUCAUUUUUAUGGAAGUAAUAACUGAAAAGCAUUUGUACUGACAUGGGCUGUAUCUUUGUACUGAAACUAUUAAGGAAGAGAGUGCUUGGAAAACUUGCAUACAGAAAUGGAACUGCAUCUUAUACUUAAUUGGACCACAGCUUUAAAUUGGAAUGGUCAUACUUUUUCUUGACAUUAUGUACUUAUUGUUUUAUUUUAAAAAAGGAAAAGUUAGAUAUGGACCAGAAAACAAGAACAAGAAAAGAAGUGCCUUCCUGAUGUCAAAUUAAGAAAUAAAAACUCUUGACAAUUGUUCUGUGGACACAUAUACUCUAUGUUUUUUGGCCAGCAUAAGUUAAAUCAAAUGGAAAAAUACUUCUGAAUAGCACUUUGGUCAGUGGGUAGGUUAAAAUCAUAUGUAUAGAGGUUGCCAAGGAUACAAUGCAUUUCCCAAAGUGGCUCCUUCAUCAGAAUUUUUGAACUUUGUAAACCAUUGCAGUCUGCAAGGAGUUAAGUUUUACUUACAUUUGGAAUUGAAGAACAGCGCCUGCAAGCUCAUUAAGAGUUCAGAAUUUCCUAGGCAAAUCUUAUAUCAUCACUGGUUAUGACUUGGAUGGGAAAGGCAGCCAUUUUGCAGAGAGAUUUUUGAUACAAAUGUUCUUAUUGAUGGCACUGUCAGCAUUUUCACUGCAAUUAACCUACAUACACAUGCACACUUAAACCACUCCCAACAUAAGAACCAGAGAUGUAUGAUGUGACCUUUAAUGCAGUAUUAUUAUCAGCUGUCAUUAUCUUGGUUCACAAGCAUUGACAGAUUUCUCAAUUUCUUCAUUUUUCUUCUUAUACACCAUCGUGUAUGAACUUAAGUAAACAGCUUGGGCAAUUUGGACUGUCUUUGCAUGUGGCUGAUUUUCCUGUUCAAGGAUGUGUUCUUGAUAAAGCUAUCAUAAUCAUGGUAUACUUUGUAUAUCUUUAUGUGGUACAUUGUAUCAUACUUUGCUGAUUGGUUUGAUACAUUAAUAUUGUUAUAUACAAUGUGUAAAACUGAAACAGCUUUUGCUGAAGCACUGAAUGAUACAUUGUAGCAUACACUCACUGUUAACUGUGUAUGUCACAGUAAAAUGUACUUUGUCUCACCUAUAGCAAUGUCAUAUUACACUCAAUGUAUUUUAAGUUAGGAUUAUUAUGAACUUACAAAUCACAUUAACAGUACAUAUGAAGUUUUAACUUUGUGAUACAAUCCCGAUAUUUUGUACGUUAUGAAAUGCAGUAAUUAAAAAAAUGCAUACUUUAGAUCGUUCUACUCGGUAUCAUGUGAAUGUUAAAAUUGUUGUAUUUACAUAGCGGUAUACAUGUAUAUUAACCAUUAUACAAUCAAAUAUGCAUACUUGUUGUACACUGUAUUAUUUACACAAAGGUGCCUAAGUAAGAACUAGUUUUCUUUUACAGUGCUUCAUCUUUCACAUUUAGUUAUUUGAUAAUAAAGAUAUUGCAGAUUUAGUGUAAAUAUUUAUCAAAUACACUAAUGUUAGAGACUGGGAAUAUAUUUGCUAGUAGUUAAAUCAUUAUUACUGAAGUAGCUGCAAAUUUGUAUAGUUUUAUAAUGCCCAUGUUUAGGGUCGCAAAGGUCAAACUUUUGACUGUCACCUUGGAGCAAGGUCACAACCUUGCCAUGUAGAGAUUUUGAUAAUAGCCAUAUCACUGCCAUUUGUAGUAAUAUAAGGAAAAGGGAGAGAGGCUCAGAAAUUUGGUUUAAAAGAAAAAAAAUGAACGAACCUUCAUUGAAAAUGUUCAUCAGGUGUGAUGCAAUUAUAUUUUGGAAUAUGAAAAAAGUGGAAUAUCCAACUUUCCACUGUUGUUCAAGAUGAUGGAUGUAAUGUUAAAAGUCCAAUGUUAAUAUAUAAGAGUUCAAGUUUUAAGUUGAAAGAUUUUAGGACUACAUCUGACAAUCAAAAUUAUUGAUUUUGACUUUCAUUAUAUUUAGGGCAAUGAAAAAUAAGAGAGUGAAUGAUGUUGUCAUGUUUGAUAGAUUCAAAAAAGAUUACUAGAAGUUGGUGCUUGGUCACUCUGACAAACAACCAGAUUUGAAAUUAGAUUUGCAGUUUUUCUGCUAGUCAAUUAAAAAAAUUAUCUGGGGUCCUGCUGUUGUUCAGCAUCAAGUCAUCAUUGUUAAUAAACUUUACAUCAAUA